Molecule: messenger RNA, 813 nt
Organism: Aspergillus melleus
Lineage: Eukaryota; Fungi; Ascomycota; Eurotiomycetes; Eurotiales; Aspergillaceae
Product: cytochrome P450
Exons: 2
Coding region: 1-813 (270 amino acids)
Molecular function (GO): heme binding; monooxygenase activity; oxidoreductase activity, acting on paired donors, with incorporation or reduction of molecular oxygen
Source: RefSeq, a predicted model, not a curated record
AUGGGCCAACAAGCGCAAGAGAAGCGGAAGAUGUUUAAGGAAUUUGCAGGUCAGAAAGCAGAGAAGAGAAUUGCUCUGGGUCCUGCUGAGGACCGCAAGGAUAUAAUGACUUAUAUCUUGCGGCAUAACGAGCCCGAAAAGGGCAUGACCCAUUCGGAGAUUGUGCAGAAUGGAAGGCUUCUGAUCGCUGCUGGGAGUGAGACGACUGCUAGUGCCCUGUCUGGUUUAACUUUCUACCUUACCCGGACUCCGCACGCGUACUCUAGGUUGACGAAGGAAAUCCGCUCAGCAUUCAGGUCAGAGGAUGAGAUUGGUAUAAGGUCGACAGCCCGCCUGCACUAUCUUAAUGCUUGCCUUGAGGAAGGACUGAGGGUUUACCCGCCUGUCGCCGAGACUCCUCCGAGGAUCUCGCCUGGUGAUACAAUUGCUGGACAUUAUAUUCCAGCUGGUACUAUCAUCUCAGUUUACCAGUGGGCAGCGUACCAUUCCGAAGAGAACUUCUGCGAACCAGACUCCUUCAACCCGGAGCGCUGGUUGCCACAGGACCACCCUUAUUAUGACGACAGGUUCAGUACUGACAAUAAGGCCGCAUUUAAGCCCUUUUCGACUGGCUCAAGGGACUGUAUAGGGAAGAAUCUAGCCUAUGCGGAGAUGAGGCUGAUUAUGUCUCGACUGCUACUGAACUUUGAUUUGGAAUUAGUAAAGGGGUACGAGCAUUGGGAUGAGACGCAGCGGAUCUACUUCAUAUGGGAGAAAGGCCCGCUUAUGAUAAAGCUGACUCCAGUUCGGAAGGACGCAGCAUUUCGGAACUAA